This is a messenger RNA of Amoebophrya sp. A120, 417 nucleotides long. NCBI's taxonomy places the organism in Eukaryota, Dinophyceae, Syndiniales, Amoebophryaceae. The record is from the annotation of a GenBank genome assembly.
AGUCGCGACAGCAUUGGCGGGGAUCAGCAGGGACGGGCGACCAGCUGCCCGCCGCGUUGCCCCGCGCCGGUUCGCGGGCUUUCGAUUGUUCGGCGCUGUUAGUGCCCGGGCGCGUGGGGCGGGGGCCCCUUCUCUAUUUUUUACGAGACUGGACGAGGCCGCGCCGGCGCUGUGGGAUGUGAAUACUUUGGACAAAUGGGGAUCGUGCCUGUUGAAUUUUCGAAGAUAGAAAGAAGAGUAGCAAUCUUCUUCGCCCUUUGCAGCGACGGCCUGGGGCGCCGCACUCUGCCCCCUUAUCUAUGUGCCAAGGGGUGGCGCUGCGGCCGUGCUGCGAUUUCGCCGGGCUUUGGGUGCUUUAUGCUCCGACCGCCAACGCCGACCCCCGGCACCGCAGGGCAGCGCGCUGGCUUGCUUGCU